Dovyalis caffra is the source of this 972-nucleotide messenger RNA. The record is from the annotation of a GenBank genome assembly. NCBI's taxonomy places the organism in Eukaryota, Viridiplantae, Streptophyta, Magnoliopsida, Malpighiales, Salicaceae.
AUGGGUACACCUUCUUUCCAUGAACUUAAGAAGCAAGCUUCUUUCUUCUUCAAGGAAAAGAUCAAGAGUGCUAGAUUAGCUCUAACUGAUGUCACACCAGCAGAACUGUUGACUGAAGAAGCCACAAAUGGGAAUCCAUGGGCACCAGACAACCCUACCCUUGGAUCCAUUUCAAGGGCUGCUUUUGAAGUUGAUGAUUAUUGGAGAAUUGUGGAGAUUUUGCACAAGAGAUUCUCGAGAUUUGAGAGAAAGAACUGGAGGCCCUCUUACAACUCCCUUAUUGUACUUGAACACUUGUUGACUCAUGGACCAGAGAGUGUGGCAGGGGAGUUUCAGAUUGACAAAGAUGUUAUUAGGGAGAUGGAAAGCUUUCAGUUUAUAGAUGAGAAAGGAUUCAACUGGGGUCUCGCUGUUAGAAAGAAAUCAGAUAGAAUAUUGAAGCUGCUUGAGAAAGGACUUCUUCUCAAAGAAGAGAGAGAGCGAGCUAGGAAGGUGACUAGAGGGAUUCAGGGAUUUGGGAGCUUCUGCCACAGGUCUUCAUCAGCGCAAGGCAUUCUACAGGAAUCAUCUAAUGAAACAUUUGGAAGGAGUAAUUCUCAGUUCAAUGAUUCCUGGGAAAAUCAGUUCUUAUCCCCGAAAGAAGAAAAUUUGAUCCAAACUGCUGAAACAUUUCAGAAGACCCACAAGGAAGCAAAUUCUGAGUCCGGCAAAAGGACGGUGAAUCUAGAUGUUUGGGAUAGUGUCAACAAUUGUCAGAUGCUUGAGAAACCUGGGACAAGUCUUAAAGAAAACUUGGCUCCUAAGAAGGAAGUAGUACAUCAAUGGAAUGGCACAGGGGAGGCUAAUCCACUUUUGGCUAGUAGGAGAGAUGAACCAAGGACUAUAGAGGAAGAUCACCCCUUUAGUGACGCUGAGAACCAACUUGCUGCUUCGCUUCUUUCGGCGAGAGAUGGCAUCCUGCAAGGAUGUUAG